Messenger RNA from Funneliformis geosporum, 387 nucleotides. NCBI's taxonomy places the organism in Eukaryota, Fungi, Glomeromycota, Glomeromycetes, Glomerales, Glomeraceae. The record is from the annotation of a GenBank genome assembly.
GGUUAUUAUACAGAAAAGAAAGCAUAUAUCCGUAUAAGGACAUGGAACAUCUUUGAUUGGUAUAAUGCUCUAAAAGCAAGACAGAAGAACUGGCAAGUGCCUAAUGCAAAAUAUGAUAAAGACAAAGUGUUUAUGAUUUGUAUGACAGUGCAUUGGAAAAAUGAUCCUGAACUGUUAAAACAAAUCUGUUUUGUCAAUGUUGAAAUAGCGUUAGACUUACGCUUGAUCACAAUUGUAUGCUUUAACGAUUCUCAAUAUGAUUGGCAGUUUAUUGUGAAGAAAGCUAAUAAAUUAGGAAUUCUCGAAUGGAUGUUCAAUCAUAUGUCAUUCAAGCCAUUGAGUCUGGAAAAAAUUAUAAAAUGGGAAUAUCGAUAUAAUAUGAUAAAA